Messenger RNA from Paramecium tetraurelia, 630 nucleotides. RefSeq lists its product as uncharacterized. NCBI's taxonomy places the organism in Eukaryota, Ciliophora, Oligohymenophorea, Peniculida, Parameciidae. The transcript is spliced from 2 exons. The record is from RefSeq and is a predicted model, not a curated record.
AUGAAUAAUAAAGUAAUAAGCCUUUAAGAGAAUCAAAUGUAAAUAAAAUAUCAAUCAUCCCACAAAUAAUUUUCAGAUAAUGAUACCUCAAAUGAUAGCGAAGAACAAUUCGAAGUUUAAUUACUAUGUAAAAAAUUCUAAAAAAGACCUUACCAUAAUACAUUUUAGAAAGAAGGAAAAACAUAUGAGAAAAACAAAGUUUUAACACCCUCCAUGAACGACACAAAUAUAUAAACAAAAUUAAAUAUCGUUAACUGGAACAUCAGUUUUUUAAAAAAUGAAUACCGUAUCUAUAAUACACAUCUUACAAUGCUCGUCAAAAUACUGAAAGAUCUGGAGGCAUAAUAUUAGGACUAUUAUUAUCCUUAGAAUAAUUAACCAUAUAUAUUCUAAUACUUAGUCCAAAAUACAAUAGCAUUCUAAAAAUAAAUUUUAAAUAGAAUUGUACGAUAAUAAACUGAUCACAUUCUAACUAAUCAAAAAAUGAAAAUGAAAAUUUAGUCUAAUUGGUAAAAAUCCGAUCAUUGUUUGAUUGAGAUAAAAUUAGAAAUAAAGAAAAAGCAAAAGCAAAGGAGAAUCGACACUAAAAUAAUAUAUAUUGAUUAACAAAAAGCAUUAACAGAUUUUUGA